CCCCGGCAAGAUGGCGCAGAGCGAGUAGCGAGGGGGCGGAGUGUGGCCGCCGGAAGCCCGGCCGCUGCCGUGGGGGAGCCGCGGCGAGGGCCCGGGAGCAGCGGGCCGCGGCGGACGCGAUGCUGUUCCCGGGGAGCGCUGUCGGCCGCCGGUGAGGGAGCUGCCGCCCCGGGACGCCCCCCUAUGUGCGCGUCCCUGGGCCCGGGCCCCGUCGCCGCGUUGCCCGCUGCGGCGCCGCCCUCGCCUCGCGGCCGCCGGGGCUGUGUCCGGCCGGAGGGGACGCGCCGGGGCGGCGGGGCGGGCGUCUGGCAGGAAGUCCUUAAACAACUGCAAGGAAGUAUUGAAGAUGAGGCUAUGGCUUCUUCUGCACAGGUUGAUUUGUUAGAGCGUCUUAAAGAACUUAAUUUAGAUUGUAGUAAUUUCCCUGGAGUAAAACUACGAUCAAAAAUGUCCCUCCGAUCUUACGGAAGCCGGGAAGGAUCUGUAUCCAGCCGCUCAGGAGAGUGCAGUCCUGUCCCCAUGGGGUCUUUUCCAAGAAGAGGGUUUGUAAACGGAAGCAGAGAAAGUGCUGGAUAUCUGGAAGAGCUUGAAAAAGAAAGAUCAUUACUUCUUGCUGAUCUUGACAAAGAAGAAAAGGAAAAAGACUGGUAUUAUGCUCAACUCCAGAACCUCACUAAGAGGAUAGACAGUCUUCCUUUAACAGAAAAUUUUUCCUUACAAACAGAUAUGACCAGAAGGCAGCUGGAAUAUGAAGCAAGGCAACUCAGAGCUGCAAUGGAAGAGCAGCUCGGCACUUGCCAGGACAUGGAGAAGAGAGCACAGCGAAGAAUAGCCAGAAUUCAACAAAUAGAUAAAGACAUACUUCGUGUACGACAGCUUUUACAGUCCCAAGCAACAGAAGCAGAGGGUUCAACUGCACGGAUAGACCACGAAACAGCCAGUGUUCUGAGCUCAAGUAGCACACACUCCGCUCCUCGAAGGCUGACGAGCCACCUGGGCACCAAGGUGGAAAUGGUGUAUUCAUUGUUGUCAAUGCUCGGUACCCAUGAUAAGGAUGACAUGUCACGAACUUUGCUGGCUAUGUCCAGCUCCCAAGACAGCUGCAUAUCCAUGCGACAGUCUGGAUGUCUUCCUCUUCUCAUCCAGCUCUUACAUGGCAAUGACAAAGACUCUGUGUUGUUGGGGAAUGCCCGGGGCAGUAAAGAGGCUCGGGCCAGGGCCAGCGCAGCCCUGCACAACAUCAUUCACUCACAGCCUGACGACAAGCGAGGCAGGCGUGAAAUCCGAGUCCUUCAUCUUUUGGAACAGAUACGAGCCUACUGUGAAACCUGUUGGGAAUGGCAGGAAGCCCACGAACAAGGCAUGGACCAGGACAAAAAUCCAAUGCCAGCUCCCGUUGAGCAUCAGAUCUGUCCUGCUGUGUGUGUUCUGAUGAAACUUUCCUUUGAUGAAGAGCAUAGACAUGCAAUGAAUGAACUUGGUAGGAAGGCUCCCCGGGGCAUUUCAUCACAGCAGCUAGGGCAGGGGCUUUCAGGGGGACUACAGGCCAUUGCAGAAUUAUUGCAAGUGGACUGUGAAAUGUAUGGGCUUACCAACGACCACUACAGUAUUACAUUAAGGCGAUAUGCUGGGAUGGCCCUGACAAACUUGACCUUCGGAGAUGUAGCCAACAAGGCCACACUGUGCUCCAUGAAGGGCUGCAUGAGAGCGCUCGUGGCCCAGCUGAAGUCGGAGAGCGAAGACUUGCAGCAGGUUAUUGCAAGUGUUUUGAGGAAUUUAUCUUGGAGAGCAGAUGUGAACAGUAAGAAGACGUUGCGAGAAGUUGGAAGUGUGAAAGCCCUGAUGGAAUGUGCUCUGGGAGUUAAGAAGGAAUCAACCCUCAAAAGUGUAUUGAGUGCCUUAUGGAACUUGUCGGCACACUGCACUGAGAACAAAGCUGACAUCUGCUCUGUAGAUGGUGCCCUUGCGUUUUUGGUUGGCACGCUCACUUACCGGAGCCAGACGAACACUUUAGCCAUUAUUGAAAGUGGAGGUGGGAUAUUACGCAAUGUGUCCAGCUUGAUAGCCACAAAUGAGGACCACAGGCAAAUCCUAAGAGACAACAACUGCCUACAAACCUUGUUACAACACUUAAAAUCUCAUAGUUUGACAAUUGUCAGUAACGCAUGCGGAACUUUGUGGAAUCUCUCAGCAAGAAAUCCCAAGGACCAAGAAGCACUAUGGGACAUGGGGGCAGUCAGCAUGCUCAAGAACCUCAUUCACUCAAAGCACAAAAUGAUUGCUAUGGGAAGUGCUGCAGCUUUGAGGAAUCUCAUGGCAAACAGACCCGCUAAAUACAAGGAUGCCAACAUUAUGUCCCCUGGCUCAAGCCUGCCAUCUCUUCAUGUUAGGAAGCAGAAAGCCCUGGAAGCAGAGUUAGAUGCUCAGCAUUUAUCAGAAACUUUCGACAAUAUUGACAACUUGAGUCCCAAGGCACCUCACCGGAGCAAGCAGAGACACAAGCAGAGCCUCUAUGGGGACUAUGUCUUUGACGCCAACCGACACGAUGAUAACAGGCCAGACAACUUUAAUCCUGGAAACAUGACUGUCCUUUCACCCUAUCUGAACACGGCAGUGUUGCCCAGCUCCUCUUCAUCUAGGGGAAGCUUAGACAGUUCUCGUUCUGAGAAAGAUAGAAGUCUGGAGCGAGAAAGAGGAAUUGGCCUGAGCGGCUACCACACAGCGACAGAAGGUACAGGAAGCUCUUCAAAGCGAGGCUUGCAGAUCUCCAGCCCUGUAGCCCCAGCGGCCGCAGGCGUGGAGGACGUCUCGGCCAUUCCCACCUCCCAGGAGAACAGAAGUUCGGGGUCUGCCACCGACCUGCAUUGUGUGCCAGAUGACAGGGCGGCACUGAGAAGCAGCUCGGGUGCCCGUGCCCUUUCCAGCACUUACAGUUUCACUAAGUCAGAAAAUUCAAACAGGACGUGUUCUGUGCCUUGUGCCAAACUAGAAUGUAAGAGAUCUUCAAAUGACAGUUUAAAUAGUGUCAGUAGCAGUGAUGGCUAUGGUAAAAGAGGUCAGAUGAAACCCUCCAUCGAAUCCUAUUCUGAAGAUGACGAGAGUAAAUUUUGCAGUUACGGUCAAUAUCCAGCUGACUUAGCCCAUAAAAUACACAGUGCCAAUCAUAUGGAUGACAACGAUGGGGAGCUUGAUACACCAAUAAAUUACAGCCUCAAAUAUUCAGAUGAGCAGUUGAAUUCUGGAAGGCAGAGUCCUUCACAGAAUGAAAGAUGGGCAAGAUCAAAACAUAUCAUCGAAGAGGAAAUAAAGCAUGGUGAGCCGAGGCCGGCCCGGGGCCAGGGCGCAGCUUACCCGGUGUAUGCCGAGAGCAAUGAUGAGAAGCACCUCAAGUUCCAGCCACACUUCACACAGCAGGAGUGUGUUUCCCCGUACAGGGCCAGGGGAACCAGUGGUUCGGAAGGAAAUCGAGUUAAUCAAAAUGUAAACCAGUCCUUGUGUCAGGAAGACGAUUAUGAAGAUGAUAAACCAACCAACUAUAGUGAGCGUUACUCUGAGGAAGAACAGCACGGAGAAGAAGAGAGACCAACAAGUUACAGCAUGAAGUAUAACGAAGAGAAGCAUCAUGCAGACCAGCCUAUUGACUACAGCUUGAAGUACACCGCUGAUGUCCCUUCCUCCCAGAAACCACCAUUCUCAUUCCCAAAGAGCUCAUCUGCACAGAGCACUAAAACUGAACAACACGUCCCUGCAGGCAGCGAGAAGGCAGCUGCCCCCUCAUCUAAUGCCAAGAGGCAGACUCAGCUUCACCCAGGUUCAGCACAGAACAGAAGUGCCCAGGCACCAAAGACUACCACUAUUAACCAGGAAACGAUACAGACGUACUGUGUAGAAGAUACCCCAAUAUGUUUCUCAAGGUGCAGUUCAUUAUCUUCUUUGUCAUCAGCUGAAGAUGAAAUAGGGUGUGAUCAGACAACACAGGAGGCAGUUUCUGCUAAUACUCUACAGAUAGCAGAGAUAAAAGAAAACGGUGGGCCUAGAUCUGCAGAAGAUCCUGUGAGUGAAGCUCCAGCCGUGUCCCAGCAUGUAAGAACCAAAGCCAGCAGACUGCAGGCCUCUGGUCUGUCAUCAGAACCAGCCAGGCAGAAAGCCGGCGAGUUAUCUUCAGGAGCCAAGUCUCCCUCCAAAAGUGGGGCGCAGACCCCCAAGAGCCCCCCAGAGCACUAUGUUCAGGAGACUCCGCUCAUGUUCAGCAGAUGCACUUCUGUCAGCUCUCUGGACAGCUUUGAGAGCCGCUCCAUUGCCAGCUCCGUGCAGAGCGAGCCGUGCAGCGGUAUGGUAAGUGGCGUUAUCAGCCCCAGUGACCUGCCGGAUAGCCCUGGACAAACCAUGCCACCAAGCAGAAGUAAGACCCCUCCACCACCUCCUCAGACAGUGCAAGCCAAGCGAGAGGUCCCCACAAACAAAGCUCCAGCUGCGGAGGAGGAGAGCGGGACUAAGCAAGCUGCUGUCAGUGCGGCGGCUCAGAGGGCUCAGGCUCUCCCUGACGCCGACACUUUAUUACACUUUGCAACAGAAAGUACUCCAGACGGAUUUUCUUGUUCAUCUAGCCUGAGUGCUCUGAGCCUCGAUGAGCCAUUUAUACAGAAAGACGUGGAGUUGAGAAUCAUGCCUCCAGUUCAGGAAAAUGACAACGGAAAUGAAGCGGAACCCGAGCAGCCUGAAGAGUCCAGUGAAAACCAGCAGAAGGAGGCAGAAAAGCCUGCCGAUUCUGAAAAGGACCUGCUGGAUGACUCAGAUGAGGACGAUAUCGAAAUACUAGAAGAAUGUAUCAUUUCUGCCAUGCCAACAAAGUCAUCCCGCAAAGCCAAGAAGCUAGCCCAGACAGCUUCAAAAUUGCCACCACCUGUGGCAAGGAAGCCAAGUCAGCUGCCUGUGUACAAACUUCUCCCAUCCCAAAACAGGCUGCAAGCCCAGAAGCAUGUUAGCUUUACGCCGGGAGAUGAUAUGCCACGGGUGUAUUGUGUAGAGGGGACACCCAUCAACUUUUCCACAGCCACAUCCCUAAGUGAUCUAACAAUUGAAUCCCCUCCAAAUGAGUUAGCUGUUGGAGAUGGAGGGGGAGCACGAGCACGGGCCACUGAACUUGAAAAACGAGACACCGUUCCCACAGAAGGCAGAAGCACAGAUGAGGCACACAGAGGGAAUGCCUUGGCAGUGGAUGACACUAAAGCAGAGGAAGGCGACAUUCUUGCAGAAUGCAUUAAUUCUGCUAUGCCCAAGGGGAAGAGCCACAAGCCUUUCCGUGUGAAGAAGAUAAUGGACCAAGUCCAGCAAGCCUCUGUGUCUUCAUCUGGAGCCAACAAAAGCCAGCUGGAAGGCAAGAAAAAGAAACCGACUUCACCAGUAAGACCUCUGCCACAAAGCGCCGAGUACAGGACGCGCGUGAGAAGAAACACAGACUCAAAAAACAUUUUAAGUGCUGAAAGAAAUUCCUCAGACUCCAAAGAUUCAAAGAAACAAAACUUGAAAAAUAAUUCCAAGGCCUUGAAUGACACACUGCCUAGUAACGAAGACCGGGUCCGAGCAGGCGUUCCUUUCGAUUCGCCUCAUCACUACACGCCUGUCGAAGGAACUCCUUACUGUUUCUCACGAAACGAUUCUUUGAGUUCUCUGGAUUUCGAUGAUGGUGAUGUUGACCUUUCCAGAGAGAAAGCUGAAUUAAGAAAGGGAAAAGAAAAUACAGCGUCGGAAGCUAAAGUUACCAGCCACCCAGAUGUAACUGCAAACCAAGCGUCAGGUGGCAAGAUGCAAGUCGUCCCCAAACACCCAGCAGGACGAGGGCAGCAGAAGCCGUCCACUUUUCCCCAGUCGUCCAAAGACGUACCCGACAGAGGGGCGGCAGCGGAUGAGAAAUUACAGAACUUUGCUAUUGAAAAUACUCCUGUUUGCUUUUCUCGGAAUUCCUCUCUGAGUUCUCUCAGUGACAUUGACCAAGAAAACAACAACAAGGAGAAUGGACCUGUCAAAGAGAGUGAGCCCCCCGACUCACAGGGAGAACCAAGUAAGCCCCAGGCAUCAGGGUACGCCCCUAAGUCCUUCCAUGUGGAAGACACGCCUGUCUGCUUCUCAAGAAACAGCUCUCUCAGUUCCCUUAGCAUUGAUUCGGAAGACGACCUGCUGCAGGAGUGCAUCACUUCUGCAAUGCCAAAGAAGAAAAAGCCCUCCAGACCCCAGGGCGGGCAGGACAAGCAGAGCCCCAGAAACACCAGCGGCGUCCUGGCUGAAGGUCUGACACUGGACCUGAAAGACACACAGAGACCAGACUCCGAACACGGCUUGUCCCCGGAUUCAGAAAACUUUGACUGGAAAGCUAUUCAGGAAGGUGCGAAUUCCAUCGUGAGCAGCUUGCAUCAAGCUGCCGCUGCCGCGUGUCUGUCCAGGCAGGCUUCAUCCGACUCCGAUUCCAUCCUCUCACUGAAGUCUGGAAUCUCACUGGGAUCCCCAUUUCACCUUACACCUGAUCAAGAAGAAAAACCUUUCACAAGUAACAAAGGCCCACGGAUUCUAAAACCUGGUGAGAAGAGCACAUUGGAAACGAAGAAGAUCGAAUCUGAAAGUAAAGGAAUCAAAGGAGGAAAAAAAGUUUACAAGAGUUUGAUUACUGGAAAAGUCCGCUCUAAUUCAGAAGUUUCCAGCCAAACGAAGCAGCCCCUUCCCACAAAUAUGCCUUCAAUCUCCCGAGGUAGGACGAUGAUUCAUAUUCCAGGAGUCCGAAAUAGCUCGUCAAGUACAAGUCCUGUUUCUAAAAAAGGCCCACCCCUCAAGACACCGGCCUCCAAGAGCCCUGGUGAGGGCCAGGCAGCCACCACCACCAGCACGUCUCCCAGGGGAGCCACGCCAUCAGGGAAGUCAGAGUUAAGCCCUGCCCCCAGGCCGCCGACAUCCCAAACAGGUGGAUCAAACAAAGGAUCUUCUAGGUCAGGAUCUAGAGAGUCCACUCCUUCCAGACCUGCCCAGCAGCCACUUAGUAGGCCCAUGCAGUCUCCAGGGAGAAACUCCAUUUCCCCUGGUCGAAACGGAAUAAGUCCUCCUAACAAACUAUCUCAACUGCCACGGACAUCCUCCCCCAGUACUGCUUCAACCAAGUCCUCGGGCUCCGGGAAGGUGUCCUACGCAGCCCCUGGCAGGCAGAUGAGCCAGCAGAACCUCACCAAGCAAACAGGCCUGUCCAAGAAUGGCAGUUGUAUCCCAAGAAGUGAGUCUGCCUCUAAAGGACUGAAUCAGAUGAGUAACGGCAGUGGAUCUAGUAAGAAAGUAGAACUUUCUAGAAUGCCUUCCACUAAAUCCAGUGGAAGUGAAUCUGAUAGAUCAGAGAGACCUGUGUUAGUGCGCCAGUCGACUUUCAUCAAAGAAGCUCCAAGCCCUACCCUAAGAAGAAAACUGGAGGAGUCGGCUUCAUUUGAAUCUCUCUCUCCAUCUUCCAGACCAGAUUCUCCCACGAGGUCCCAGGCCCAAACUCCAGUGUUAAGUCCUUCCCUUCCCGAUAUGUCUCUGUCCACACAUUCGUCCGGUCAGGCUGGUGUGUGGCGAAAACUCCCACCUAAUCUCAGCCCCACUCUCGAGUACAAUGAUGGCAGGCCAGCAAAGCGCCAUGACAUAGCACGCUCCCACUCAGAAAGUCCUUCCAGACUGCCCGUCAACAGGUCCGGGACCUGGAAACGCGAACACAGCAAGCACUCGUCUUCCCUGCCCCGAGUGAGUACAUGGAGAAGAACUGGGAGCUCCUCUUCCAUUCUUUCUGCUUCCUCAGAAUCCAGUGAGAAAGCAAAAAGUGAGGAUGAAAAGCACGUAACCUGUAUGUCAGGAACCAAGCAAAAUAAAGAAAACCAAAUAUCCACAAAAGGGACCUGGAGAAAAAUAAAAGAAAAUGAAAUUUCCCCCACAAAUAGUACUUCGCAGAGUACUUCCUCAGGUGCUGCAAACGGUGCUGAAUCCAAGAGUCUGAUUUAUCAAAUGGCACCUGCGGUUUCUAAAACAGAGGACGUUUGGGUGAGGAUUGAGGACUGCCCCAUUAACAACCCCAGGUCUGGAAGAUCUCCUACAGCUAACACUCCCCCUGUGAUUGACGGUGUUUCAGGAAAGGGGAAUCCAAACGUAAAAGAUUCACGAGAUAAUCAGGGAAAGCAAACCGCAGGCAGCGGCAGUGCUCCCACACAUACCGCGGGCCUGGGAAACCGUCUAAACUCCUUCAUUCAGGUUGACGCCCCUGACCAAAAAGGAGCCGAGAUAAAACCAGGACAGAGUAAUGCCAUUGCUGCGUCGGACAGCAACGAGAGUUCCUUGGCAGAGCGUACCCCGUUCAGCUCCAGCAGCUCCAGCAAACACAGCUCACCCAGUGGGACUGUGGCUGCCAGGGUGACCCCCUUUAACUACAACCCCAGUCCUCGGAAGAGCAGUGCAGAUGGCUCCUCAGCCCGGCCCUCCCAGAUCCCCACUCCCGUGAAUAACAACACCAAGAAACGAGAUUCAAAAACCGACAGCACAGAAUCCGGUGGAAGUCAAAGUCCCAAACGGCACUCUGGGUCUUACCUUGUGACUUCGGUGUAAGAGCCGGGGCGUGAAACUGAGGCAUUUACAUGUUAAUUUGACUUGCUAGAUAGAAGUUUUGUUUUCUAGUGAAACUAAAAACCUGGACAUUUUUGUAAAUAGGUUUAAUUCUUGUUGGAGGGUUUUUGUUCUGGAAGCCAUAUUUGAUAGUAUACUCUGUCUUCACUGGUCGUAUUUUGGGAAGCACUCUUGAUAGUUAAGAAAGCCAAGUAUAUUUGUACAGUAUGUUUUACAAGGAUUUAAGCAGAAUCCCAUCCCAUCAUCCUUUAAUUAUUGCUUGUCUUAAAAUAAUGAACGCUAUAUAGAAAAUAUGAUAUAUUGCUGUUAUCAGUCAUUUCUAGAUUAUAAACUGACUAAACUUACAUCAGGGAGAAAUUGGUAUUUAUGCAAAAAAAAAUGUUUAGUGCUGUGAGUCCAUCUAAUGUCAUAACUAAUCAUGUGGCUGUGAAAUUCACAGUAAUAUGGUUCCUGGUGAACAAGUUUACCCAGCCUGCUUUGCCUCACUGCAUGAGUGAAACUGGUGGUUCAUUUUCAGAAGUGAUGAGUGACGGUUCUGUGGUCACAUGAUGUCAUAGGUAGCUUCAGUGUUACAAUGCACACAAGACAAGUCUGUGUAACUGUAAAACAUUGAAUGCAACUAUUUUACCUGAACUAGAUUUGAUCUGAAAGUAGGUAGAAUUUUUGCUAUGCUUUAUCUUGUUGUAUAUUCUGGUAUUUGAGGUGAGAUGGCUGCUCUUUUAUUAAUGAGACAGGAAUUGUGUCUCAACAAACUAAAAGGACGUUUCAGAAUAAAUUAUUGCUGUAUGUAAACUAUGACUGAAACUGGUAUUUGUUUGAAAGGUCUUAUUUCACAUUUGUAUUAACUGUCAAAAAGGCCUCUUUAAAAAGCUUCUACAAAAUUUUGUUUCUUCUGAUUCUAUGCAUUAAGAGUCAAAUUCCUCUUACUGUAAUAAUAAUAAAAAAAAUUGAAGACGACUGUUGGUACUUAACCAUUCCUGGAAGGUAACUUCUUACUGUGACUAGCACUUCCGUAUAAGGAGUGUUUCCCCAUUCUGCUUCUUUAUCUGACUCCACCAGAUGGCAUGAUG
Ochotona princeps (American pika) is the source of this 9695-nucleotide messenger RNA. RefSeq names its product APC regulator of WNT signaling pathway (gene APC). The coding region runs from base 184 to 8607 and encodes 2807 amino acids. The record is from RefSeq and is a predicted model, not a curated record. NCBI's taxonomy places the organism in Eukaryota, Metazoa, Chordata, Mammalia, Lagomorpha, Ochotonidae. Gene Ontology annotation, biological process: negative regulation of microtubule depolymerization; Wnt signaling pathway; regulation of cell differentiation. The transcript has 15 exons. Gene Ontology annotation, cellular component: catenin complex; beta-catenin destruction complex; cytoplasmic microtubule. Gene Ontology annotation, molecular function: gamma-catenin binding; beta-catenin binding; microtubule binding.